AUGACGAUCAUUCCCAAUCAAGGGAAUGAACUCAAGUCUGAACAACCUUACAACGAAAAGAGUCAGUUAACGUCACUAUCAGGAUGUCAUCUACCCACUGACGGCACAAGUAAAAAACCAGGAUGGUUUGUUUCAGCAUUUCUUGUGGUCAACGCAACAUUAGGAGUCGCACUUUUGAAUUUCCCUAAAGCCUAUCACGAAGCUGGCGGGGUCAUAUCAGCUCUCAUUGUCCAGUCUGUUUUCUUAGUUCUCGUGGUGUUUGGCUUGUUCAUUAUCAUCUACUGUUCUGACAUCAAGGGAAGCAACACCUACCAAGACGUGGUUCUCUCCCUGUGUGGCCCUAAAGCCCAGCUGGCUUGUGCUGUCUGUAUUUUGGUUAACUGUUUUGGCAUGUGUACAACCUGUCUUAUUAUAAUACACGACCAAUGGGAGUUGUUUUUCCUCAAUGUAUCCCGUGAGCUCUACUGUACUACACAUCCUUUCUACAUGGCAAGAGCUUUCAUCAUAUCCGCUACAUCUGUACUUUUUAUACUUCCGUUAUGCUUUACGAAGAGAAUCGAUUUUUUAAAACACUCUAGCGUGCUAGGUGUCAUCGGUUGCUUAUACAUAGCAGUUCUGGUUGCUGUCAAGUUUUUUCUACAUCAUGAUAAUCAAGGAAAAAUUGCUACAGCUCCACAUUCUUGGAUAGAUGUUUUCCUUGUUGUACCAAACAUUUGUUUCGCCUAUGCUUGUCACGUCACCAUCGUCCCUGUUUACUCAUCCAUGGCCAAACGUAACAUGAGAGAGUUCUCUAAAACAGUAACACUUGCUAUGAUAUUGUGUAUCAUAACCUACACGGUCACUGCAGCUUUGGGAUAUCUACAGUUUGGUGACAACAUCACCAAUGACAUACUGCUGUCGUUUAACCCAACAACUGAUGUAAUGGUGGCUGUUGUUCUAGUGGCUGUAAAAACGUACACCACAUAUCCCAUUAUUUGCUUCGUUGGAAAAACCGCUUUUGAAACGUUGUGGAGAAUGUUCUGGAAAAUGAGUCCAGACGAAAUAUUAACCAGAGAAAAGACGAGACGUGUCAUAACGACAUUGGUGUGGUUCACCUUGACCCUGCUGUUGUCCAUCUUCACCCCCAAUAUAGGUGUGGCCAUACAGAUCCUCGGGGCCAAUACUGCACUGUUAAUAUUUGUAUUUCCAGGCUUAUGUUUGUUGAAGACGAUGGAAAAUAUAAUUGAGUCAGACAAGAAUCAGCCCAAGGAAGUUCGUGUAUUGAAGUGGAUCGGCAUAACCUACUCCGUUCUUGGUGUGUUUAUGUUUGGACUGACUUUGACGCAGAUCAUAAUGAAAAACAUUCAGGGUGUCAAGCCAGAUUCGUCCAAAUUUACAUGUAGCUAG
Molecule: messenger RNA, 1386 nt
Organism: Physella acuta
Lineage: Eukaryota; Metazoa; Mollusca; Gastropoda; Physidae
Product: sodium-coupled neutral amino acid transporter 7-like
Biological process (GO): amino acid transmembrane transport
Cellular component (GO): membrane
Molecular function (GO): L-amino acid transmembrane transporter activity
Source: RefSeq, a predicted model, not a curated record